CUGGAAUGUUUGCUUAAGGAAAAUGUGUUGACAUUUUAUAACUUGGAUACCGUCAUGUAAAACGAUAAAGCAGUUAUCAAUUAAUAACUCAAGUUUUUUUGACUAAAGGAAAAAAGGAAAUGAAGAAAGAUUCAACAAAGUGCAGGAAAAGUAGUGUUGGUUCCAGCUGCAGCAAAUCCCAGCAAAAUCAAACACCUUUAGAGGAAUUGACUGAGCCAGAACCCAGAGCCACUCCACGGGAACCCACCAGAGGAAAAUUAAUGAAGAGUCAGGAAGAUUUACACAAUAAAAAGAAACCUUUUCCUAACAUUGACAGUGAAACGAUGGGCUCCUCAUGCAGCGUUAUUAAUGGUGUGAGGAAAAAACUCCAUAAAAUGGGCCGCGUCAAAUAUGACUUUUGCAAACAUGCAUUAAAGAAGAAUAUGGAUGCUGCUGCAAAAGGGAAAUCACACAGAAAGUUGGACAACCCGGAGAAAGACAAACAGAAGAUCAAAGAUGGCCGCUCAGCCAAAGAACAGAACGCUGAGUUUGAAGCCAAAUAUGUGCAGCUGGAUCAGCUGGGCGAAGGAGGCUGUGGAUCAGUAUUUGCCGGCUACCGCAGAUCGGAUAAUCUACAAGUAGCCAUUAAACACAUUCCAAAGUGCAACGCUCCGGUGAAACUGCAUGAUGAAAGCGGGCGGCUGCUCUACAUGGAGGUGGCUGUCAUGCUUAAACUAAAAGAUGAAGCCCUGCAUACGUUUGACAAAGCGUCACCCGUGGCAUUGCUGGAUUGGUACGAUGUUCCCAAGGAGCUCAUCCUGGUCAUGGAGAGACCAAUCCCAGCCAUGGACAUGUUGGAUUUCAUCGAAAGCAAAGGAGGGACACUGCAAGAAGAUGAAACCAAGAUCAUAAUGAAACAGCUGAUCAAGACGGCAAUAGAUCUCAAGGACAAAAACAUCUUCCAUCGUGACAUAAAAAUUGAAAACAUCUUGAUUGAGACGAGUUCCGACGUUCCCCGUGCACGUCUCAUCGACUUUGGAGUGAGCUGCGUGACCACGGAGCGAUCCCGUUACAGAGUGUUUACAGGAACACCAAAUCACGUCCCUCCAGAAUUGCUGACAAGCCGCAGGUACAGAGCCGGACCAACCACCGUGUGGCAACUGGGAGUGGUUAUGUUUGAAACCUUCAACAAGUCGGAGAACUUCACCACAAAAAAGUUCAUCAAGAAGAACCUAAAGAUCAGAGAGGACCUGUCGGAACAUUGCCAAGAUUUUUUACGGGCUUGUUUGAACACUUUCCCCGAGAAGCGCCCCAAGCUGAAGGAUCUGAUGUCACAUUCGUGGCUCAAAUGACACACAAACACCGUACUUGAUUACAAUUAUAUAUGACAAUUUGAUGUAAAUUGAUAAAAAGCAACAUUAAAAGUCAAAGAGCAAAUUAACUUUAGCCACAUUAUAGAAAAAAAGAAAAACAGUACUGUUUUUAUUCUAAGUCAUUUUGUUUAGUGGAGGAACAAACUUAGAAACUUAAAGUGUAUUGCUUUAAAAUUUUAGUCCAGACCGAGUUUGAUUAAGGUUUGUCAUUUUUUUCGAACAAGAACAACAAUAAAACAGUAAAAACCAAACAAACAAAAAUAAAAAGAAACAAUGCAAAUUAUCCCACAAUCAAUCUUGAAUGCAGAAAAAGACGUUCAGAGUUCGAAAACGGGCUUUGGAUGAAGCUAAAAGCUUAUGAAGUCCAAACCCCUUUGUUCUUUUACUGCCCAAAUUAAAUAUAAAAUUAUAUAUAAUCAUAUUAUGAAAUCUAAUGUAGUGAUAAUCAAUUAUUUUGCUGCUGAUUAUUGUAUUAGUUGAAACUGUAAAAUACGCACAAGUUUAAACUGUUUUACAUCCUGGAUUAACUGUCAUUUCACUUUUUUUGUGUAAAUUCAGGGCAAAUGCUAAGAGGGCCUUGGCCUCCAGGGGGCGUCAUAAAUCAGAAAAAAAUAUUUAAUUGAGUUACAUUUAAACCAGUUGCAACAUUUUUCUCUUUAAAAUGAAAACACUAAUAGAAACACAAAUGUAAAGUGAUGCCCAAUCAAUAUUAUUAAAAAUAAUUACCAAAAUUAUUUCCCUCUCUUUUUCUCUUUUUCCUACUGGAAGGGGAGAAUUGAUUAAUUUGAACCUGAGAAAUUGUAAUAAAGAGAAAAAGAAGGGGAAAUAUGUUUACUCAAAGGAAAACUACACUUGCUUACCCCUACUCUUUACAAUAAAAGACAAGAAAAGAUAUCCAUCACUUUGUAGUAGUGUAAUAGAUCCCCCACUUUAAAUCUGGACUGAUUCUCCUUUUCAAUUUUUAGGAACAUUGCAAUUUCUGCUGUUUUUAUUUAUUUAUUUUUUUAGAUCUUUUUACUGAAGUUAAAGGUAAUUGCAAAAUAUAGUUUAUUUAUAUGAAUAUUUAGAUCAAUUUAUAAUAAUCUGAAUAUAAACAAGCAAACUAUAACUUUGAGCAUUUUCUAAAAACACAUAUUUGGUUUAUAUUUGGUUAGUGAAAAUGUAGUGUUUUAAAUAGGUAGAAAUUUUCCGUUCUUUUAAACAAUGAUAAAGAGUAUUUAGAUUCGAAGUUCAACAACAGAAACUGCACAGGGUAUUGAUGGAAUGAAAUAAGGAAACACGUGCAAAACCAAAUAUUGUUGCCAUCUGGAAAAAACAUGAUAGGAUCAAAUGCAAACACUGCUUUUAGAUGUUUACAAAGAUAUAAGAAAAAAACAGACCUCCGCUUUCAUUGAAUCAAGUCCGAGUUACUCUGCUCCCAAUCAUCUCACCAAUAAUUAAGUAUACAUUUGUGCAGAGUCAUCAAUAAUUAUUCACCAGUUCAAUAAAAUCUCAAAUUCUUCAGAUAACUAGUGCUUAUAGAUUAAUUAACAAGGAAUAUACUUUUCUGUCCCUACAAUGCACAGAAUCACCACAAACUAGUCAUUAAUCUAAUAUAUAUGAUAUAAUUGUAUAUAAUUUUACUGGGAAUCAGUUCCAUUGAUAACCAGAAAGUAUUGUAGCUGAGGAUUUUUUGUACCUUAUUCAAAGUAUUUCCAGAAAAAUGUUUUACCCCUGUCAACUGAAGAAAGUUUUGUUUUUCCUCAAAAUCCCUGUGCAUGUGCUAAUAAACAUUUUGCGUACUUGA
Molecule: messenger RNA, 3138 nt
Organism: Oryzias melastigma (Indian medaka)
Lineage: Eukaryota; Metazoa; Chordata; Actinopteri; Beloniformes; Adrianichthyidae
Product: serine/threonine-protein kinase pim-1
Exons: 9
Coding region: 120-1331 (403 amino acids)
Biological process (GO): regulation of mitotic cell cycle; negative regulation of apoptotic process; protein autophosphorylation
Cellular component (GO): cytoplasm
Molecular function (GO): ATP binding; protein serine/threonine kinase activity
Source: RefSeq, a predicted model, not a curated record